GCUCUGAGCAGCCGCCAGCAGCAGCCGCAGCUCCGGCUCCUCCUUACUCGUGCUUGCCCGCCCUCCUUCCUUCCUUCCUUCCUUCCCUCCCGCACGGCAGCCGCGCUACCUCAGCGAACCGGGUGUUAGGCGGCCGCAUGCUCUAGGGCUGGCCCCACUGUUCAGUGAUCGCGGUCCCACGGAGGCUCCUUGCGCGGGGCGAUAGGUGUAAGGCAGCGACGUUGGCAGGAGCAUGGCCCGUACCAAGCAGACCGCCCGCAAGUCCACCGGGGGCAAGGCGCCCCGCAAGCAGUUGGCCACAAAAGCCGCCCGCAAGAGCGCGCCCUCCACUGGCGGGGUCAAGAAGCCUCAUCGCUACCGGCCCGGUACAGUGGCUCUCCGUGAAAUCAGGCGCUAUCAAAAGUCUACUGAGCUUUUGAUCCGCAAGCUUCCCUUCCAGCGUUUGGUGCGUGAAAUUGCUCAGGACUUCAAAACAGAUCUGCGCUUCCAGAGUGCUGCCAUUGGUGCUUUGCAGGAGGCAAGUGAAGCCUAUUUGGUUGGCCUGUUUGAAGAUACCAACCUGUGUGCUAUCCAUGCCAAACGUGUCACAAUCAUGCCAAAAGAUAUUCAACUAGCACGCCGCAUACGUGGAGAGCGUGCCUAAACUUCGCUAUGAUGGGUUUGUCAUUCUUGAAGCAAAAUCUUAUUCCUGUUAUUGGUAGUAAUGAACAUUAGAUAUUUUUUUCCAUGGGGUUAAAAGGUACCUAAGUAUAUGGUUUCAGAUGCAAAAACAGGGGACAGAACUGGGUAUUGGCAAGUUCUUUCCAUUUUCAUUUGUGUGUGGAUUUUUAAUAUAAAUGAGGGGAUGUAAAACAAUGUUGUGGUCAAAAAAUGUUUCCAUGAGCAAAUUUCAACAAUUCAACUUUAUAAAAAAAAAAGAAAUUAUAAAUAAACCUGUAAAAUUUUUCUGGACAAUGCCAGCAUUUGGAUUUUUUUAAACAAGUAAAUUUCUUAACAAUGGCAACUAAAUGGUGUUUGUAGCAUUUUUAUCAUACAGUAAAUUCCAUCCAUUCACUAUACUUUUCUAACUAAGUUGUCCUACAUACAAAUACAUGUUUUUAAUGUUGUCUGUCUUCCGUGCUGUUCCUGUAAGUUUGCUAUUAAAAUACAUUAAAUGAU
Messenger RNA from Calypte anna (Anna's hummingbird), 1158 nucleotides. RefSeq names its product histone H3.3. Gene Ontology annotation, cellular component: nucleosome. The record is from RefSeq and is a predicted model, not a curated record. The transcript has 5 exons. Bases 233 to 643 code for a protein of 136 amino acids. NCBI's taxonomy places the organism in Eukaryota, Metazoa, Chordata, Aves, Apodiformes, Trochilidae. Gene Ontology annotation, molecular function: DNA binding; structural constituent of chromatin; protein heterodimerization activity.